Nomia melanderi (Alkali bee) is the source of this 1367-nucleotide messenger RNA. RefSeq names its product CUE domain-containing protein 2-A. Lineage: Eukaryota; Metazoa; Arthropoda; Insecta; Hymenoptera; Halictidae. The record is from RefSeq and is a predicted model, not a curated record.
GUCGCAAACUCUGAUGGCGCCACGUUAUCUUCAUCCCUCCUCUUGACGAACUGUCAAGGUGAGGAACGUUGUUUGUAUACGAAAUUUUUAUCAGUUUUCAACCAUAUCCGCGAUCCGAAGACUUCAAACAAGUAAAAAAGAUCAGGAUGAAUCGCACAAUGGAUGAAAAGGAAGAAUUGGUAAAGAAGUCAUUGUUUAGUUUUGUGAGAAAGGAGGUGCCUACUGCCCAAUUGAGUUUAAUAGAUGAUAUUGUUCUUGGCUAUGUGGUAAGUAUGGUAGAAGAAAGUGCACUUGAGGAAGACUUAGAUGUUGAUGGACUUUGUGAAAUGGUGUCCGCUUGUCUUCCUGAGUUUUCAAAGAUUGAAAAGGAUGCAGUAUCCAAGUGGUUGUUAGAUGUUGAAAGUAAGUUACGGGAAGAGAGUAAAGAAAAUCAAAAUUGCCAGCCUCAAGAUCCUUUGAGUCAAAUUAGUCUGACUGCACUAUUACCACCUGGUACAGAAAGAAUGAGAGUUCAUCAUCUUUCUGAAACAAGUGAUGCUGGUAGUGAUUCUAGUGGAGAAUACUUUCAAGAAGAAUCAUCAUGGCAUCAAGUAGCACUAUUGCAAGAAAUGUUUCCAGCUGCGAGUCCAGCCGAGCUAAGACAUUGCUUAGCUGUAGCUGGUGGUGAUAUUACAGAGGCUGCUCAGCUUGCUCUUCAUCGUCAAGAAGCAGGACAAAGUAUUGCUAGUAACCUGACAUUUGUAACACCGAACGGUCGCAACAGGGCUAGACUGAACGAUGAGGAACUAAAGUCACGUAUCAUCGCAAGAUAUAGUUACGUCGACAGGGACGACGACUCGCGUGAGCAUCGCCCAGUCGCUCCGAAAACGGAACCGAAAAAGUUAGUGCGCUAUCUUGAAAACAAGAUUGUAAGCGUGAAGGGUGAACGGUAUACAGAAGUUAGACGAGGCGGUGAAGAAGAAGAUGGUAACGAAGGCGGUAGGAAAAGAAGCCAUUGCCGGCCGUAACCAGUCCCUUUGCCUCCACCCCCCGAUCCACCCCCUUGGAGGCAUCUAAUUUCAAAUUAAAGCUUUCACUUAGAUUCUCUCUUAUCUUGCUUGUAGAGGAAUACAGACAGGGUGUUGAACUUCUAUGUGCAGCGCUAUAUUCUUCUUUUGUUCCUUUUCCGGUUGAAUUCGUCUCGGUCAGUCACUAUUAAUCAAUAUUAGAUAUGUAUCCUCUUUUUAUGCGUGAUAUUAUUUUUUAAUGUGAUCUGAUACAAGAGAUUCGUAGAACUUUAAAAUCGCAAAUUGUGCAGGGUGCCGUUUACUGUACACGGAAGAACGGAAAUUUAUUUGAACGGCGAUACGCUCGCGACCAUUAUUAUU